Molecule: messenger RNA, 2655 nt
Organism: Plodia interpunctella (Indianmeal moth)
Lineage: Eukaryota; Metazoa; Arthropoda; Insecta; Lepidoptera; Pyralidae
Exons: 5
Coding region: 169-816 (215 amino acids)
Source: RefSeq, a predicted model, not a curated record
CCCGUUAUAAUGAACACCACUUGUUGUCUGUGCGGGCAGUGCGUCGACCGCACGCCCUUCCAAUCACGCGAAUGUAUCAUCUUCACAUUCGGAGAAAAUUUCGCAUAUAAAUCUGUGACACAAAAUAAGUUAUUAUUAAAUAUCAGUUUUUAAUUUGAGUUGUACAAAAUGCUUCCAAGAAGUUUAUCGUUUUAUAUUUACUCGGUAUUGGUAGCAUGCUGCGUUGCUGAUUGCGGUCCGCGGUUGAAAUAUGCUUGGGGCGAUGCACUUCAAGGCACAGAUUGUCCUGGUCCAGACGGAACACCUUAUCCUAGGCACUUAGUGAAUAGAGCACUGAAGACUGGUCCGUGGGGAUCGAGCGCGAGGCAGGGCCGCGGGGCCAGGACUUUAGACCCAGCGCUGAUGAGACGCGCGUUGUUGGACGCCCACGAAGGAUACUCUGAAGGAAAGGCCAGGGUGCAAUAUGGCAACAGAACUGGUCGAGCCACUACUCUCCCAGGCCUAUCUUCCACGUCCAACUCAUGCGGGGGGUCCAGGUUAUGUAGGACCCGGUACAACACCACAGCCCCUAUGUAUGGGGUGUCUCUGACCUCUGGUCAACCGGUCACUAUAGUGCAAAAGUUCCCGGAUUUGCUUCAGCAAGUCGUUUUUGAAGUUUGCGAGUCGAGCUCGUGCUCGGUGGUGCGCGGGUCGUGCACGCAGACGUACGUGCCGUACCUGUUCCUGGUGCUGCCGCUGGGGCCCGUCACGCUCACCGGCCAGGACUACGUGCUGGUCGAGUCCGGCUGCGUGUGCCGCCCCGACCCGCUCAUCUAGCGCCGAUUGUUGUGACGGCUCCACACUGUCCGCGGAAUAAGAGAUUGCAUUUCAUUACUCACUGUGGUUGUCGUUACGAUAGAUACAAUAGCACAAUUUGUACAAGCUUUUAACUUUCAAUGUAACUAUGGAUAUCCCUACGUGCCUGUUUACGAACCGAAAUUUUGUACACACGUUUAGUUUGGAUGACAAUGCAUUAUUAUGAUUAUUAUAAGCUUGAUCUGAUGGUGCACCCAGGGACGGCUACAUGCAUGUAGGGAACUCCUCAACGGUUUACUGCAAAGGCAUGAUUUUUUUAUCACACAUUGAUUGCAAUAAGAUCUCUCGGCUGACAACAGUAAAAGCUUGUGUCAAAAAAUCUUAUUAUUAUUAGAUCUGUCAUAAGCGAUCGUAUGGAAUGUGACACGAGUAUAACAAAUUUCUAUUUGAUACACUGCAUUGGUACUACCGGUGGACAUAACGUUAGAUUUUCUAUCGUAUCUACUUCUUCAACUAUAUAGGACAGACUGAACUAUAUAGAUUUUUUUUUUUAAAUUUUUUACCGCAUAAAAUAAUUAAAAUAUUAUUAUGUUAUCAACGUAGGAGGUGAAGACUGUUCCGUUAGAUAAGGUUUGAGGUUUAUAAGAAAAUAAAUGAGUACUUACUUACAUGGAAUUUAUCGGUAUCCAAAUAAAAUAUCCAAUUCCAAGUUAAGUAAUAUCGUCAUUACUUACUUAUUUAUAUUUCACAAUGAAUCCACAUUUAGUUAGGUAUGUCUCUAUGACACAAGACAACCUCUGCUCUUAGCAAUCAAAAUCAUAAUGGCCGAGUGUCUGCCUGCACGCGGCUGUCCCCGCCGUCCCCACUCUCGUGUGUCUGAGGUGGGGCGACACACGCGCAAGAAUGACAGUUUCAUUCAAAACAGUAACGAUUUUCUGAAAGAUACUUUUAAAUUCCUUAAAAUGAAGUGAAAUACAUUAAACAAAUAAUUAAUAAUUAAGUAAAUUAUUUAUAAUUAUGAAUGAAUAUAUUGCAAGUUAACAAUUAUUUUGUAAUAAAUGAAAUAUUAUUAUUUUAUGCGGUUUUAAAAUUAAUAAGUUGUCGUCAUUUUUCUAUGGGCUGGUUGGAUAGGCUUCUUUUUGGGAAAAGUUUUCAUACUUCAAUGGAAAAUAAUAAAUGUUUUUAUGGAUAAGAAAUUCAAAAAUUUAAGAAAUAUAAUGUAAUGUAUCCAUAUAAAACAUUUAAUUCACCAGAACAAUGAGAUAGUUAAAUAAUUUAGUCGAAUUUUUUAAACGAUUUAUCUUAUUUUAACGAAAUAUUUUACUUAUGCAUUUAUUUUUUAGUAGAUUACUUUACCUAGCAAAUGAAAAUAUGCGAUGCAAAGAUGUUGUUUAUGGCCAUCGUAUUUUUUUUUAAAUUUAAUGUUGGUAAGCUUAUUUUUGGCCAUUUAUGCGCAAAUGAAUUUAUUGUAAAAGUGACGAAUUUUGUGUUAGUUUAAGUAAAAAUCAGUAUUUAUUGAGGGCAUACUAAUUGGGGAAUUCAAAGAAAAAAAUAUGAUAACGGGAAUUUAUUGGUAUAAUUUAUUAUUAAGGAUUCGAAAGUAUUUUGGUAACUGUAAAAUCGCCGAAAAAUCUAAAAAACGAAUAACGAAUUUGUCGGCCAUUUUGUGGUGUUUUAUGUUAUAGACUGAAUUUAUAUUGUUAAUUUAUUUUAUAGAUAUUUAUUCUUAUAACAGAAACUGUUGUAAUUUUCAAUUAUUUAUCCAACGAAGCGAAUUUUCUCUUAUUUAUUUAAUGUGAUUUUUGAAUUUUCUAAAACAACGAAUGUAUGGAAGAUGAAUAAAAUUUUGAGAUACUUAUU